Hyla sarda is the source of this 3504-nucleotide messenger RNA. RefSeq names its product adhesion molecule with Ig like domain 2 (gene AMIGO2). The transcript has 2 exons. The record is from RefSeq and is a predicted model, not a curated record. Gene Ontology annotation, molecular function: protein binding. Bases 328 to 1875 code for a protein of 515 amino acids. NCBI's taxonomy places the organism in Eukaryota, Metazoa, Chordata, Amphibia, Anura, Hylidae.
ACAUAUACGCCUGUCUCUCCAAUGCAAGCAGCCUUGAUCAGAUGGGAUAAUAUCGCACACAGCACACACAACCUGUUUCUCUUCCGAUUUCUUUGAAACUUCUCUGCUGUUAGCACGUACAAGAACAAGGAAUGAAGACAAAGAGAAAUAGUCACAGACCAGGACUCCAAUGCCCUCAUGCAGACAUCAGCUAGGGAACGCUGUAAAAUAGCAGUGCCAUUGUGAAUACUGCUACAAGAUUUAUAGUUGAGGUAUAAUGCUCCCUUAAGAUACCUCCAAGUACAUGAUUUGUGGGAGUAGAAAAGUAGUGGCUGAGAAGGAGCUAUAAUGCCUUUCUUGGGUUCUUCUUUGUCCAUGGAACUUGUAAAUGUCCAUACAAAAUGGAAAAGCAUUGCCUACGUGUUUCUGCUGCUCAUCGUCAGCUUUGUUGGUGGUGCUCCCGGGGUGUGUCCUCCAGCCUGUAUUUGUGCUAGUGAUAUAGUAAGCUGCACUAAUAGGAACUUAUCUAUAGUGCCCAGGACAAUCUUCAAGUUUAUUAGAAAACUAGACCUAAGCUACAAUAAAUUUGGGUUCCUGGACCCGGACUGGUUCCCAGUCAUGUUUGAUAAAUUGCACACUUUAGUAUUAAAUCAUAACACCAUAAGCAGCAUCUCUGGUGGUAGUUUCUCCACGCUUCGAAAUGUAAGGUACCUUGAUUUAUCAUCAAAUAAUCUAAGGACUCUGAGCAACCCCGUUUUCCAAGAACUUAAGAUGCUGGAGGAGCUCCUGCUUUAUAACAAUCAGUUAUCUCACAUUGACACUGGGGCAUUUGGAGGACUCCAUAAACUGCAGAAAUUGUAUUUGAGUAACAAUGCACUGGCACAUUUCCCGUUGGACUUGUACAUUGGCAGAAAUAAACUGUCAGAACUUGUGUUGUUGGACAUUUCUCACAAUUACUUACAAUCAGUGCCUGUUCAGGAUAUAAGCUUAAUUUCAGCAAGACAGCUUAGUGGAAUUUACCUUCACGAGAAUCCCUUUUUAUGUGACUGCCAUCUAAACACCAUGUUUAACUUCUGGUAUCGUAGACACUUUACUCCAGUUGUGGAUUUCAAAAGUCAUUAUACUUGCUCCUCACCUACUGAGUCUAAAAGAUCUCUUAUUCAAGAAAACUUCCUCAACUGUUCGGAGACUACUGAGAAUGAGUCAUUUCAUGCAUUUGGCCUAUUGUAUGAGGUUCAAAUUGGAGAGAGGGUGGUGGUACAUUGUGACAGCAAGAUAGUAGACAGAGAUACACAAUUUAUUUGGAAAAGCCCAGAGGACAAAAGACUUGAACCAGAAAAAAAGAUUGACCAUUUGCGUGUCUUUUUCAAUGGAAGCCUAGAAAUAGAAGAUGCACAAAUUGUAGAUUCGGGUGUCUAUUCCUGUACCGCAAUGAACAAAUUGGUCAAUGAAACUAUAGAUAUUAGAAUAACAGUUGGCAAUUUUACAAGUCACAAGUCUCAUUCACAUGAAGCAUUCAACACUGCCUUCACCACGCUUGCUGCUUGUAUAGUCAGCAUCAUUUUAGUCCUUCUCUACCUUUAUCUCACCCCUUGUAGAUGCUGGUGUAAAUCUAGGAAAAAUAAAAGAAAACAGAACCAAAACAGUGCUCACUCCUCCAACUUAAGUGCCACACCAUCACACGAGCCCCAAGUCGAAAGAAAAUCCAGUACAGGAAAACGGGUAGUGUUCCUGGAGCCAGUGAAGGAAACUGAGCAAGGCCAAAAUGGGAAAGUUCGACUGAUUCCCAAUGAAAACCUGACAGCAGAAAGCAUCCUAAAGACAAGCAGGGUAAAGUCUGACUCAGAUUCCGUCAACUCUGUCUUCUCAGAUUCUCCAUUCAUUGCACCAGUGUAACAAUUUGCCUGAAUCUCUUUUUGUACUUACAGUUCUACAUAUUUUUGGCAUAAUAAAAGCAACUGUGACUCUUAAACGUACAACUUGUGGAAACAGAUGCCUUUGUAAAUCUAAUAAGAGAAAUGAAUGUACGGUUCUAUAGUUCACUUACUACAAGCACAUACAGGAAACAUAUGUUUGAUUCAGGAAUUAUCUUUAAAAUGAUCAUCUAUAUACCUACCUGACUAUGUUGUUUACCAGUGAAUCUUCUGUUUUAAGAAGACCAGUUUAUAUUCUUUAGCUCUGGGAUUUGUUGUGAGUUUACAACAUCUGCAUUUGCACCAAUUGCAGUUGUAUAUUUUACCUGGACCUAGCAAUUCAAUUCAGUCUCAGAUUGUAUUAUUAGAGCAGAUUGCAGCCACACAGCUCUGAGGUUUAAUGUAGCAACAAGUAGUGGUAUACAGUCAGUUCCUUACUUAGUGAUAGGAAAUGUGCAGCAUUUUCUAAAUUACCGCAGCAUUACUGGUAUAGCAUGUCUAAACUUCAAUGACAAUGCUCCUCUAUUUACUAACAUAUACUGACCGAGUCAAAGCUUCUUAUGCUUCUUCUUUUUUUUUUUUCAUGUCAAUUCAUUUCCUAAGGAUUACUUUUUCAUUAUUUUUAUUUUUUUCUAUUUUUGGUAUAGAAGGGUUUAAUUAAAAAAAAGCCUUUGCCAUGCAAAGUGAUUAUCUUGAGCUAAAUGUUAGCACAGACAGAAUUUCAUCCAAAUAGGACUUCUCCUCUCUGGUCUAUGAUUACUGCUGCAGAUGUUCACUUACAAGAGGUUAAUAUUCUGGAGUAGGCAGGAAUAUCCCUUAAUCGCGUAAAGCUGAUAUUUAGACCAUGACGAAUGAAACUGCAGUUGAUGUUGGCUUUAUUACAUAAUAUUGUUUACAGACUCCUUGAAAUAUAUUUGUUGUCGAAAUAUCAUGUAUUGUAUACAGAUCUAUAUUUGCACUAGGUGUUACAGAUGAACCAAAUAUCUGGAAGCAAGUAAAAUCUUGCUUAUAAAACUCCAAAUUCCAUUUUGGUAAGAAGACUGUGGGAUCAUUAUUUAGAUAGACGGUCUACAUUUAAUAACAAUAUAAAAGCUUAGGUAGAGGUUAGUGUUUGGUACAUGGUAGUAUCUGCCCUGGAAAUAAAUAUCUAUAUAUACUGCAUAUCUAUCUAUCUACUAUUGAAUAUCUUUACUGAGUUUUGAUUAUAUACUGUACUAGCAGCAAUGUAAUAGCCAUAAAGCUUACUUAAUGAUGUUGAGUCAUCAUGUUGUCCUAUUAUGAAGGCAUAUAGUAGAUAAAAUCUAGCGUACCCCUCCCCCCCAUAAAAUGUUCUCCUAUUAGAUUGUGUACUUUGCCUCCAUAAAGCAUAUAUGUAUUUUUUCACUUUGAAGGACUUUGAAGAUGUCUCUAUGUUUUGUUCUGUUCUUUGACAUAAAUUGGUAUGGUGGUGUACAUAGGAAGUGACACCCCCUGAAGAAAAUGUUGAUGUUGAAGUGAGGGUACAAAAGAAAUGUCAAUAAUCUGUACAACAUAAAAAAACAUGCUAAAAAAAAAUAAAUGAUUGCCUGAAUUAUCUCACAUAGUGGUUAAUAAAUAUUUAUUUUUUCCAAGA